AUGGGCAACCGCAUGUCCGGGCCGUUCCCGGAGGUCCUGACGAAUAUGACCACCUUGAGAAAUCUGUACUCCUCUCUCUCUCUCUCUCUCUCUCUCUCUCUCUCUCUCUCUCUCUCUCUUGCUCUCUCUCUCAGAGCUCCGAAUACAAAGUCAUAAUCGGUAGAGACGAAGCUUAAGCGUGACGUGAAUGGCAGGAGCUUGGAGGGGAACCUCUUCUCUGGGGUCAUCCCGCGCGGACUUGGCAACCUCGUUAAUUUGGCUGAGCUGUAGGAACCAUUCUCCAGACUCUAGUCUCUCCCUCCCCCUGUUUCCUGUGCUUUCAAGAUUUCUGAAUAAUGACGUUUUCCCCGUGACUCUCUCGCAUGCUCUCUCCUUACCACCCUACUUUGUAUCCUAAUCGCAGGAAUAUAAAUUCCAACUAUUUUACUGGAGAAUUACCGGCCACACUAGCCGGGAUGAACAAUCUGGCGGACCUGUGAGUAAAAUCUCUCUCUCUCUCUCUCUCUCUCUCUCUCUCUCUCUCCCUCCCCGACCAUGUGUUUCACAUAAAUAAUGAUGAUAUUAGCCUGCAGAUUAUCUUUUUUAAAUCACGGAACCCUUCUUGCUCAAUCCUCCCCCUCCCAAACAGAAGAAUAUCAGACAACAGUUUCUCUGGGGCGAUACCUGCAUUCAUUGGAAAAUGGACUCUCUUGGAGAAGCUGUAAGCUUUGGAGAUCCGAGCAGAAAAAUCAUUUUAAAAUAUUCACCCAUUGGCGCAAAAAAGGUCUGAUUUCUCCCUUUGAACGUCACGCAGGCACAUGCAAGGAUCUUCCCUGGAAGGACCUAUCCCUUCAGCCAUCUCUACACUGACAAGAUUAGCAGACCUGUAUGACUCACCGGAUGCUCAACUUUCUCUUCAUCGCAGGCAGAUAAUAUUUUUAAUUAUUUUAAUUAUAUUGCUAAAAAAUCAGGCGGAUUAGCGACUUGAAAGGAAGACCAUCAAGGUUCCCCGAUUUGAGCAAGAUGGAAUCACUGAGGAUAGUGUAAGUCGACCAGAUUGAAAUUACUCUAUGCUUAUAUUACACCGAGACUCUAGAGUUUGAUGUCUCAAUGGAUCCGUUGAAGGGCCAAUUAAUCCGCGAAUAUGGGUUUACAAUCUUUCAAAAGUUUCAGAAAAAAUUUCCGUGCUCGCAGAAUACUGAGGAACUGCUCAAUCCAUGGAAGCAUUCCCGGAUAUAUUGGAGAAAUGAAGUACUUAAAAACUUUGUGAGCGACGACCUCUCAUAUUACAAUUCGUUUUAUAAACGGGUGUCAAAAGAAAUUUUAUUCCUCGAAGAUAAAGUUCAUAUAACUAUUUACCGUACUCAUUUACUGUAUUUUGUUUUCUCCCCAGGGACAUCAGCUUCAACAAGAUAACUGGGGAAAUUCCAAGAGGCUUCAAUCAGCUGGGACACGUUGAUUUCAUGUAAAGGAAAUUUUACUUUACGGAAUCUCGAAAACUUCAUCUUGCUAUAAUUGAGUUGACAUCGUGUCUUUUGCCCAGAUAUCUGACUGGAAACAUGAUUACUGGGGAGAUACCUGACUGGAUCCUGGAGAGAAACGACAUUGCGUACGCACACAUUCUUUUUUCCCAAAAACAUAAUUUUUUUUCAGGCUGCGGAUUCAAAAUUCUAGUAGAGUAAGUGAGAGUCGAAGUAGCUAGUGUAAUAAAUAAAUACAUUAUUGUCUGAAAUCUCCAGUUUUUUCUAAAAAUAGUCAGUCAUACAGGAUUCCCAAUGAAAUAGCAAAUGGUGGGCUAUAAAACAGUGGAAAAAACUCUUAUUGCAUUGGACGGAUUAUUUAAUCAUUUUUAAUCGUAUGGUGGUUAUGAUCAUUCUCUGAUCUCCAAGAAUGCCCUACUUUGAAGAACCAUGAUCUGGAAGAAAAGAUAGUUGCCAUCUUGAGGUAUCUAAGUUGGGGGCGGGGGUGUGGAGGGGGGCGUAAUCUCCUCAUGUUUCUUAGAGACUAACAUGAAAAUGUAGAAAAGCAUGCCCAAAUUACCAGCGAUAUUCAGAAGAUCGGAGACUGAUGGUGAUACCUGACCUCAAAGUUUUUAGAAUAACUCAUACUUAAUCUAAAUGGGUGAGAAUUUUGAGUUCAAAUUUUUAAAAAAAAUUCAAGUGAGAGCUUCCGGAAAUUUAUUAUCCAUUUCACGAGGUUUUGGAAGGUCAUUUAUAGGUCAAAUUUGAUGCUAUGAUAAUAAUUGUGUUAUUGCCGAACUUGUCGACUAUUCCAGUAAAGUUAUUCCUUUGAUGAUUUCAUGGAAGAACCCAUUUCGCUUUAACUUUCCGGCCCCAAAGGGUUCGCAUGAGCCUACGGACAUUGAUUGGAUAUAUUUCCCUCCUGCCUGCGCGAAUUUCUGCUUUUGUCAUGAUGUGGGGUUAUCGAUGACGUUUCCCUUCGAUUUCACAGGGAUAUUUCUUUCAAUAACUUCACUUUAGGAAGCUUGGGUCCAUAUGAAUGCCCUCGGGGAAACGUGUAAGCAUAUUAACUCGACUCCAUGCAGUUGGCUUUCUCUUCAGCCAUUUAUUUUCUCUCUCCUGUUUUCAGUAAUGCGGUUGAAAGCUAUUCGCGAACUGUGGAUAAAAGGUAAGAUUUUUUUAAAUCCAUUUUAUUGUGAUCUUAAUGGGUGGAUAAAAAUAAAAUCACUUCCUCUGGCCUACGGAUGGUGAUUAAGCUCAUCACGUCUUGGUGCGCAUUUGACAGAUCAGUUCAGCCAUGCCUGAAGAGGAAUUUCCCGUGUGCUUCAAAUAAAUGUGAGUUUUGGGUCGAUAUUGACUUCCCUUUCCAGAUAUCACCAAGGCGGCUGUUUAUGCGCGUAAAUCUUCUCCGUAUCUCACCACUCAGAUCACCUAAACGUUGUUUACUUGGAGAUAGUUAAGAGAUACUACUAGAACAACGAAAGAAAAUAACCCACUGAGUGAAGUUGCACUCUUGGAUUAACGUUUCGUAAUCCAAACUCUGAUUUCACCCACCCUGACAUUACUUGUACACUAAAACCCCAAACGAUGGGAUAGCUCAACGUGGAUGCUAAGAUACUGAAAGCUUCUAUUCUGCCCAACAGUUGUCAGAUUGCACGUCCUCAGGCUUCCUGUGAAUAAAAAUGUCACAAGUUUCUCAAUCUUGUUUCCAUUUGAUUCUCGCUACUCAUAGCUAAUUUCGUCGUUGCUCAUCCUCACAGAUCAGCUUUCUCUGCACAUCAACUGCGGCGGCUCAGAGGUGAUGAUCAACAGGACAAAGUACGAAGGGGAUACAGAAAAAAAAGGCGCUUCCAUGCUGUACCAAGGCACGAACUGGGCAUUCAGCAGCUCGGGGAACUUCAUGGACGACGGCAUGGACAGUGACAUGUAUAUUGCCUCCAACACCUCCGCACUCUCCAUGGUUAACCCGGAGCUGUACACCAGAGCCCGCCUCUCUCCGCUCUCCCUCACUUACUACGGUCUGUGCCUGGAGAACGGGAUUUACAGUGUGAAGCUCCACUUCUCGGAGAUAGUCUUUAAGAACGACAACACGUUUUCGAGCCUCGGACGACGCGGAUUCAACGUCUUCAUCCAGGUAGCUCUCUUAAGCGUGAUUCGGUUCAGCUGUGCGCCUUAUUUAUGGUCUCGAUUUAAAUUCAGGGCAAGAUGGUACUGAACGAUUUCGAUAUCGAGGAUGAGGCCGGUGGAGUGGGAAGAGCAGUGAUCAAGGUGUUCAACGCCACCGUUGAAGAUCACUCUCUGAAGAUCCAGUUCUACUGGGCGGGAAGAGGCACGACUGGUAUCCCUAGAAGAGGAACCUAUGGCCCUCUGAUAUCAGCCAUAUCCGUUGAGUCCAGUGAGUCCUACGACCGAUGGCUACUUUCCCUCUUCCUCUAGUGGCGCCGCAGAACUUGCUUCUUUACAGGAAUCGUUUGAUCAAUCUCCGCUGUAUUCUCACAAGAUGAUGCUUUUUGAUCUGGGUUUGUUCAUUUUAUUCCACAAAUAUGGAGAGUGUUGAUCUGGACGAGAGUUUCUAUUUUUUUCUUUGUCAGCUUUUCCGCCUCCUCAGGAAAAUAAAGCCAAGGAGACGCUUGCAAAGGCUCUAGUGGGAGCUUCAGUUUCAUUGGUCUUCCUCGUUCUGAUUUCUGUCUGCUGGAAGAAAGGAUGCCUUGGAGGCAAAGGCGCCGUUGACAAGGGUAGAACGAGAUAAUUUUUCACUUGUUAAUGCAGAUAAUUAUUUUUCGGUAUUUUUUUAUUUCCAGGAGAAUCGCAGACUGGUUUCAUUCAUUUUCUUGGGAUGCCCAACUUUUUUCCCCACUCUCAGAGAUUGAAGAUGCAUUUCUCGUUCAGACUUCGACGAUUUCGGUGCCCGGCUCGUCUUUGAUUACUGUGUUCAAACUCUUCCACAGAUCUGAAGGGCCUCGAUCUAUUGACGGGAUCCUUCAAUUUGAACCAGAUUAAAAUCGCGACCAAGAACUUUGAUCCUGCGAACAAGAUUGGAGAAGGAGGUUUCGGUUCAGUCUACAAGGUGAUCACGCUCUUCUGACAAAAAGUUCUUCCAUUCAUGUUACAUGGCCGCGUGAUACUUCCCAAGUUUCAUGCUAAACUUUUCUCGACAUUCUAGAAAAUCUGACGUCGAGUUUCAUUACGUGGGAACUUUGCUAGGGUUUGCUGUCCGAUGGCGCCGUCAUCGCUGUGAAGCAGCUUUCUUCGAGGUCCAGACAAGGGAAUCGCGAGUUCGUGAACGAGAUCGGGAUGAUCUCUGCAUUGCAGCAUCCUAACCUCGUGAAGCUCUACGGAUGCUGUACUGAGGGCAACCAGUUGCUGGUUAUAUACGAGUACAUGGAGAACAACUGCCUCGCGCGCUCUCUUUUCGGUAAGAAGAAUCGAUCACUUGAUUAUCUCGAUCACAGCUCAUCUGGUGAUGAAGAUAGGGCUGAAUGUUUGCCCCACGGUUUUCAUGAAUCAAGAUCCCCGGUGGCGGCCGAAACUCGACUGGCCCAUGAGGCAGAAGAUCUGCCUCGGCAUAGCGAGAGGCCUUACGUAUCUCCACGAAGAGUCCACCCUCAAGAUCGUCCACAGGGACAUCAAGGCCAGUAAUGUGCUGCUUGAUAAGGAUCUUAACGCGAAGAUCUCCGACUUUGGGCUCGCCAAGCUGCAUGAAGAGGGCCACACCCACAUCAGCACUAGGAUAGCAGGGACUGUGUAAGCUUUCCGUCUGCAUUUUCUCCCAUUUCCACCUUGGAACUCUUGGAAACUCACAAUUUUCCUCUUCCGGAUGAUAUGCAGAGGCUACAUGGCUCCUGAAUACGCGAUGCGGGGGUAUCUGACAGAGAAAGCAGAUGUCUACAGCUUUGGAGUAGUCGCUCUGGAAAUUGUCAGCGGAAAGAGCAACACGAAUUACAGGCCCAAGGAGGAGUUCGUCUAUCUUCUUGACUGGGUAACUGACUAAGAUUUAUCUUCUCGACGGUCGGAUCGAUCUGAGGCAAACUUGUUCUUCGUCUUCGUCGCCGUCGUCAUCUUCUGUGGACCUUAUUUCAGGCCUGCGUCCUCCAAGAGAGGGGGAAUUUGCUGGAGCUGGUGGACCCAGAUCUCGGGUCAAACUACGCUGAAGAAGAGGCGAUGCUGAUGUUGAACGUGGCUCUGCUGUGCGCCAAUGCGGCUCCCACUUUGAGACCCACCAUGUCAACUGUGGUGAGCUUGCUGGAGGGCCGGUCCUCCGUCCAGAGCCUGCUCUCCGACCUGAGCUCCGAAGGCGCCGCCUCCGUUUCCGUCGUCAAAAGACAGAGGAGCUUCUGGCAGGGUACGGGUCAAACCCCCACCAUGUCAUCGGAAGGACCCUACACGGACUCCACUCACUCCACUGAAUAUGGGCGAGCUUCAAAAGCUCCAGACGAGUCUCUCGCCUGA
Spirodela intermedia is the source of this 5888-nucleotide messenger RNA. The record is from the annotation of a GenBank genome assembly. Lineage: Eukaryota; Viridiplantae; Streptophyta; Magnoliopsida; Alismatales; Araceae.